UUACUGUUCGAAUCAAAUCGAUCUUCUAAGCGAUGUUCGAGCAACAGCAUUUCGUGGAUCUGCAGGAGGCCGGAAGUUUUGGAGACCCAAAAUCGUGGCUGUCGGGGGAAGAUCAGUCGUCUCCUCUUCCACAACGAACUAUGUCUUCCCUCUCUAACGGAAAUGGCAACAAUGGCAACGUCGACAGAGUACUCUACAAGAACCUUGUCGAGAUGGUUCCGCUCAUCGAGUCACUCAUGCAGGAUCGGAGAGCCAACACUUCUUUCACGCGCCGUGCGUCGUUGGUCUACACCAAGACGCCUUCAAGAGAACCAUCCAAGAAGGAAUCGAAAGGUAGAAAAGCAGCACAAUCCAUUCCUACCAGAAAACAAAGGGAUACUGAGGAUAAGGACCCAAGCAAAAAUACCUCUCCUGAUGGCUUUUCAUUGUUUUCAUCCAAGGCAUUGGCACUAGAAAAGGAUUCGGAAGAUUUGAUUGUAUUGCAAAAACAAGUGGAGGAUCUACAGAAGAAAUUAUUAGAGAAAGAUGAGCUACUGAAGUCAGAAGUAUCCUCAAAGAACCAGAUGACAGAAGCCCAUGCAAAAAUUGAAGAACAGAGACGUCUUAUUGCUGAGAAGGACUCACUGAUCAAAUCUGCUCAUUCCCAACUUUCAGAUGCAAAGAUUAAGCUUGCAGACAAGCAAGCAGCGUUGGAAAAAUUACAAUGGCAGGCAAUGACAUCCAACCAAAAAGUUGAGAAGCUCCAGGAGGAACUAGACUCGAAGGAGGGAGAGGUAUCAUCAUUUAUGUUGUUAUUUGAAGGGUUGACAACGAAUGAUUCCAGUGCAUAUGCCGAGGAUUAUGAUAUCAGUCCAUAUUAUUUGGACCCUCUUCCACCUAUAGAUGACAUGGAUGAUAUGGAGAUGCAGAAAAUGGAAGAAGCAAGGGAGGCAUACAUUGCAACUGUCCACGCUGCAAAAGAAAACCAGGAUGAGGAAUCUCUAGCAGCCGCAGCUGAGGCAAGAUUCCGACUUCAAUCUUUUGUUUUCAAGACCAACAAUCAAAAUGCUGACAGAAGUAAAGGCCGUCCAAGUUUCCUGAGCUCAUGAGUUGCCUGCCUGCCUGUUAUCCCUUUACCAUAUUAUGAUCAUAUACUCUAACCUUGUAUAUCAGUUGCUUGAAACCAUUUGUUCAUAAUUUUAAGCCAAAAUGUGCAAGGAAGAACUUUUC
Messenger RNA from Telopea speciosissima, 1209 nucleotides. RefSeq names its product protein MICROTUBULE BINDING PROTEIN 2C. Lineage: Eukaryota; Viridiplantae; Streptophyta; Magnoliopsida; Proteales; Proteaceae. Bases 33 to 1088 code for a protein of 351 amino acids. The transcript has 5 exons. Gene Ontology annotation, biological process: plasmodesmata-mediated intercellular transport. The record is from RefSeq and is a predicted model, not a curated record. Gene Ontology annotation, molecular function: microtubule binding.